Molecule: messenger RNA, 1002 nt
Organism: Diaporthe citri
Lineage: Eukaryota; Fungi; Ascomycota; Sordariomycetes; Diaporthales; Diaporthaceae
Exons: 2
Coding region: 1-1002 (333 amino acids)
Source: RefSeq, a predicted model, not a curated record
AUGAGAAUGCCUGGCUUCAUCAAGGCGACAGCCCUCGCUGCCAUGGGCUCGCGGGCCCUGGCGCAACUCACCUCGUCCCACCCCGACCUGGCCGACUUCGCGGUGUACGAUCCGAGCUUCAUGGACAUACUGGGCAACAGCGCCUCAAUCGAGCUCAUCUACAAUGCCACGGAGCCGCUCUUCCACGAGGGCGCCGCCAUCAAGCUCCAUGCCGUCACGAACGUCUCGUCGCCGCUCAUCCAGGACAGCAUCCCGCCCAUCACGCUGCAAGCCCUCGACACAUCCUCCAUCGUCCUCCCCAACGGCGGUGUAGCACACGCAGGGUCAUCCGGGAUCCUCUUCACGGCGCAGGGCAGCAAGACGGCCGCGGCGGGGAUCUUCUCGAUCCCGGACCCGGUGGCCAACCCCAACGCCUCGGUGGCCGUGGUGACGUCCUUCCUGGGGCGGCCCUUCAACUCGCCCAACGACGUGGUCGUCAACGAGGCCGACGGCGGCACGAUCUGGUUCACGGACCCGUCGUACGGGUCCUCGCAGGGGAUCCGCGAAGCACCAAAGCUGCCGAACCAGGUGUACCGGCACGACCCUGCCUCCAACACGACGCGCGUGGUCGCCGACGGGUUUGAGCAGCCCAACGGCCUGGCCUUCAACGCCGACGCGAGCGUGCUGUACGUCACGGACUCGAACGCGUUGGACGAGAACCCCGCGGGGCCCGCGACGAUCCACGCUUUCGAUGUCGUCUAUGAUGCCCCGGGGACAUUCCUCACCAACAAGCGGGUUUUUGCUUUCGCCCCGGAAGGGAUGCCGGAUGGGCUCAAGGUCGACGCGGCCGGGAACGUGUGGGCGGGCGUGGGGAGCGGCGUGGCGGUCUGGAACGAGGCCGGGGACCUGAUCGGGCAGAUUACCGUGCAGGGCGGGGCGGCCAACUUUGGGUUUGGGGAGACGGAGCAGACGGUGUUUGUGCUGGGGGAGCACCUGCUGUGGAGGGUGAGGCUUGAUAUUUAG